AUGUUGACAGAUCUUGUCUCUUCUGCAGCUGUGAUGGAAUAUUUUACUCAAAAUGUUAGAAUGAACCACGGUCUGGAUGAUACCCGUCUUAACAACGCCCUCCAAAAUAGCAGAAUGAUGUCGAGAUCCACAACGAAGGUGAGUACGGUAAUUGAACUCUUGUCAAAACCCGUGACUGAACCAGACUAUGAGAAGGCUGCGGAUAAAUCUAGUUCAGGCGAAUCAGGUUCGGUGAAACCGCCAUAUUCCUACAUAGCUCUGAUCACAAUGGCAAUAAUGCAGUCGCCAAAUCAAAGACUCACCCUCUCUGGCAUUUGCAAUUUUAUCAUGGCCAAGUUUCCUUACUACAAGGAGCGAUUUCCCACCUGGCAAAACUCUAUUAGACACAAUCUCUCCCUGAACGAUUGUUUUGUUAAAGUUCCUCGCGAACCCGGUAACACUGGCAAGGGUAAUUACUGGACACUUGAUCCUAAUUCACAGGACAUGUUUGAGCACGGGAGCUUUCUCCGACGUAAGAAGCGCUAUAAGAGACACCAUCUGAGGUCCUUGUGCGGCCUCGAAAGCAGAAGUGGGAGUCCGUCACCUCCACCCAUUCGACUUCGAAUCCCCACGCAGUACCCUCGACUACUGGUCUCCUCCCUUGAAACGAAACCAUUGGAGAUGGAACAGGAUUACAGACUGAAGUUGCCAGCGCUUUCACUGGGCUGUGACGAGCUCGCAAACCUGACUAUCCUCCCUCCUGCACUAAUGAUGAGUCCACCUGUCUCAAACACAGUCCUCACAACGUCCUCGAACAAGGCGAAUGUUGUCAACGACUUUAGAUCGGCUUCAACACAGACUUCGGAGUCCCGGGUGUCCUUCAGCAUUGACUGGAUACUCAGCGCCUCUUGA
Molecule: messenger RNA, 891 nt
Organism: Mesocestoides corti
Lineage: Eukaryota; Metazoa; Platyhelminthes; Cestoda; Cyclophyllidea; Mesocestoididae
Source: the annotation of a GenBank genome assembly